AUGUCCUUCCAGGUGCCCCAGAAUGUUCCUACGUUCAGCAGCACUCAACGCACGCAUGAGGACACAUACUGGCGGCAGAAACAAACUAGUAAUGGCCAUGCAAGAGGAGGACCCGCUAGUGGAAUCACAUCCAAGAUUAACGACAUCUUCGGCGAAGACAGGGGCCUGCCCAUGUACAAAGACAAACCUCAUUUUCCCUCAAGUCGGCGGAGAGGACAGGGUUUCUUUCGACAGAAAAGAGUGCUGGCAUUGAUUGGUUCCGCGUCACUACUGUUUCUCUGGUGGGUGGGAUGGUUACCAUGGAGCUCCCGCCAGUACUACGAUCCAGCUGACCACCAACAUUCUUUCUUCCACGCCGAAGACUGGUCAGAACAGAGGGAGGCCGUUAAAGAGGUAUUCAAGACAUCUUGGGACGGUUAUGAGAAAUAUGCUUGGGGCAUGGACGAAUACCACCCUCUUUCGAGGAAGGGAAAGAACAUGGUUGAAGGUGGCAUGGGUUGGAUUAUUGUGGACGCAUUGGAUACGGCCAUGAUGAUGAAUUUGACCUCGCAUGUCGCUAAAGCAAGAGAAUGGAUAUCUACGUCGCUUUCUUACACUGCCGAUCACGAAGUCAACACCUUUGAGACGACUAUCCGCAUGCUCGGCGGUUUACUAUCAGCAUACUACCUAUCAACGACUUUCCCACAUCUCGCACCACAGCGGGACGACGACGUAAAUCAACCCGGAGAGGACCUAUACAUCGAGAAAGCGACGGAUCUUGCCGACCGUCUCCUCGGGGCCUACGAUUCACCUUCAGGGAUCCCAUAUGCGUCUGUGAACCUAAACACCAGCCAGGGAGUUGGUUCGCACGUGGAUGGAGGGGCCUCCUCUACUGCGGAGGCGGCGACUCUACAACUAGAGAUGAAAUACCUUGCAAAAAUAACGGGAGAGCCGAUCUACUGGACGAAGGCCGAGCACGUUAUUGAAGUCAUCGAAUCCCAAAAACGCGAAGAUGGUCUCUUACCAAUCUACAUAUACCCUGCCACGGGCGAAUUCCGGGGCGUGAAUAUACGGCUGGGAUCCCGCGGCGACAGCUAUUACGAAUAUUUGAUUAAACAGUACCUUCAAACGGGUAGCGUGGAGGCGGUAUACUUGGAUAUGUGGGAAGAGGCACUCGAGGGUGUCAAGAAACACUUGAUCACUUAUUCCGAACACGCAUCCUUGACCAUCCUGGCCGAAAGGCAAAGUGGACUCAACGCCCCUCUGACAGCCAAGAUGGAUCAUCUAGCAUGCUUCAUGCCUGGUACCAUAGCCCUAGCAGUGACCGAAGGACAGACGGUUGAGCAAGCGAAGGCCAGACUGGGGAGCAAGUGGACAAAGAAACAUGACGAGAACCUCAAGCUCGCAGAGGAAUUGAUGAAGACGUGCUGGGGCAUGUACAAGGUCACUCCGACUGGCCUCGCCCCCGAGAUCUGCUAUUUCCAUACCGACAAUCCCGCUCCGCAAUGGCAUGUUGACUCGGCGUGGAGACCGCCACAUGCUGCCGAGCUCUCCGACGAUGCCGAUGCCGACUGGCGCCAUGACUACGAUAUUCACACAAACGAUGUGCACAAUCUUCAACGACCCGAGACCAUCGAAUCCCUCUUCUACAUGUACCGCAUUACCAAGGACAGGAAAUACCGGCAAUGGGGGUGGGAAAUGUUUGAAGCCUUCCGCGAGCACACCAAAGUCAUCGAUGAAUUGACAGGCCAGGUUUAUGCCUACACCUCCCUGGACACUGUGGUGGAAAAUCCUGUCAAAGAGAGGAAACGGCGCGAUAACAUGGAAAGUUUCUGGUUGGCCGAGACCCUGAAAUAUUUCUAUCUGCUCUUCUCGGAUGACGACUUCUUUCCUCUCGAAAGCGUUGUUUUCAACACGGAAGCUCAUCCAUUCCCGAAGUUUGACAUAUCAGGAAGCAAGGUCUUUACAACAGGCUGGCGCAGGACCAAAGGCUUGACUCCUGAGCGUAAGUCUGACGGCAGUGUGGUCGAAGAUGACUCUGAUCAGCUCAAAAAUAUACGUGUUGGAAGUGGUGUACGCUUUGACGACAAUGGAAACAGCAUCCCGGUCCCCGCGGAGAUUGGGGAGCAACAGGUCCCGGCUGCUGUUGGCGAAAAUGAGCACGAUUUCUCUCAGGGCCUACCAGUUCGCGCGCUUUCAGAUGGCACGGUGUCGCUUGAAAAUGGCGAGGAUAUCGCCAAACAGGGAGGCGAUUAA
Fonsecaea pedrosoi CBS 271.37 is the source of this 2235-nucleotide messenger RNA. RefSeq lists its product as uncharacterized. The coding region runs from base 1 to 2235 and encodes 744 amino acids. The transcript has a single exon. Gene Ontology annotation, cellular component: membrane; endoplasmic reticulum. Lineage: Eukaryota; Fungi; Ascomycota; Eurotiomycetes; Chaetothyriales; Herpotrichiellaceae. Gene Ontology annotation, molecular function: mannosyl-oligosaccharide 1,2-alpha-mannosidase activity; calcium ion binding. Gene Ontology annotation, biological process: carbohydrate metabolic process; N-glycan processing. The record is from RefSeq and is a predicted model, not a curated record.